UUGCGCGGGAAGAGAGAAGAGACGGACGCCACAGAUCUCGCAGCCGACAUUCAACAUUAUAGAAUAGACGUAAAAACGACAAGGAAUUGCUGCCAAGAUGGUUGAACGUAUUGAGGAUUUGAAUCUGCCCAAUGCCGUGAUUGCGCGACUAAUCAAGGAGGCUCUGCCCGAUGGAGCGAACGUGAGCAAGGAGGCGCGUGCGGCCAUUGCCCGAGCGGCCUCCGUCUUUGCCAUUUUUGUGACAUCCUCAUCGACGGCGCUGGCUCACAAGCAGAACCACAAGACCAUUACGGCCAAGGAUAUCAUGCAGACACUCACAGAACUGGACUUUGAGAGUUUCGUGCCGUCGCUGUCGCAGGAUCUGGAAGUGUACCGAAAAGUGGUGAAGGACAAAAAGGACAGCAAGGCCAGCAAGAAGGAUGCGAGUGGUGCCGCAGACGCCACAGCUAGUGGCAGUGGGGCAACCGAAGAGGCAAACUAACCCCACGUCGAAUCACAAAGCAGAUGUAACUGUAAACUUAAGCUUAAGUAAUGUUUAAUAUGUUCAUUAAUUCACCAACAUGUGUGUAAAUCAUAUUCGAUGGUAUCCAUUAUAAAUCAAUCUACA
Drosophila obscura is the source of this 607-nucleotide messenger RNA. It is a transcript of the gene Chrac-14, whose product is annotated as DNA polymerase epsilon subunit 3. Gene Ontology annotation, cellular component: CHRAC; epsilon DNA polymerase complex. The transcript has a single exon. The record is from RefSeq and is a predicted model, not a curated record. Gene Ontology annotation, molecular function: protein heterodimerization activity; chromatin DNA binding. Gene Ontology annotation, biological process: heterochromatin formation; DNA damage response; leading strand elongation. NCBI's taxonomy places the organism in Eukaryota, Metazoa, Arthropoda, Insecta, Diptera, Drosophilidae. The coding region runs from base 98 to 481 and encodes 127 amino acids.